Penicillium lagena is the source of this 3771-nucleotide messenger RNA. RefSeq names its product DNA-directed RNA polymerase II subunit RPB2. Gene Ontology annotation, molecular function: DNA binding; ribonucleoside binding; DNA-directed RNA polymerase activity. Gene Ontology annotation, biological process: DNA-templated transcription. Lineage: Eukaryota; Fungi; Ascomycota; Eurotiomycetes; Eurotiales; Aspergillaceae. The record is from RefSeq and is a predicted model, not a curated record. Gene Ontology annotation, cellular component: RNA polymerase II, core complex. The transcript has 2 exons. Bases 1 to 3771 code for a protein of 1256 amino acids.
AUGGCUGACUACGACGAGACAUAUGAGGAGGAGUUUUACGAUGAUGCGGAGGAGGGCAUCACCUCGGAGGACUGCUGGACCGUGAUCUCUUCGUUUUUCGACACGAAGGGUCUGGUGUCCCAGCAGUUGGACUCGUUUGAUGAAUUCAUUUCGUCGACGAUGCAGGAACUGGUGGAGGAACAAGGACAGGUCGUUCUUGAUCAGACUCUCCCGCCAAAUGAAGACGAAGUGGACCCCGUGGUCGUGCGUCGGUAUGAGCUUAAGUUCGGCACCGUCAUGCUCUCGCGACCGUCCGUGACUGAGGGCGAUGGUGCGACUACGAUCAUGCUGCCGCAGGAAGCACGUCUCCGAAAUUUGACCUACGCCAGUCCGCUGUACCUGGGUGUCACGAAGCGGAUCAUGGAAGGGCGAGAGCGACGAGUUGCCGAUCGCGACGAUGAGGAGACCGUCGAGGCCGAUGAAAACCAGAAGAACCGUGGCACAUACCUGUCGUGGGAACAGAAAGAACUGCCUGCGGAGCAGAUGAAGGAGGAAACGGUGUUCAUUGGCAAGAUGCCAAUCAUGCUCAAGUCCAAGUACUGCAUCUUGAAGGACUUGAACGAGCAGUCUCUGUAUGGCUGGAACGAGUGCCCCUACGACUCGGGCGGUUAUUUUAUCAUCAACGGAAGCGAGAAAGUUCUGAUCGCGCAGGAGCGCAGUGCUGGCAAUAUCGUGCAGGUCUUCAAGAAAGCCCCUCCGAGCCCAACACCCUACGUGGCAGAAAUUCGCAGCGCGGUCGAGAAAGGGUCACGCCUUCUCAGUCAGCUGGCGCUUAAGCUUUUUGCCAAGGGCGACAGUGCCAAGGGAGGCUUCGGCCCGACUAUUCGAUCGACUUUGCCUUACGUCAAGACCGAUAUCCCCAUCGUGGUUGUCUUCCGAGCGCUAGGCGUCGUUUCCGACGAGGAUAUCCUGAACCACAUUUGCUACGACCGCAAUGAUACCCCGAUGCUGGAGAUGUUGAAGCCUUGUAUUGAAGAGGGUUUCGUCAUCCAAGACCGCGAGGUGGCGCUCGACUUCAUCGCCAAGCGAGGCUCAUCACAGUCGAACCUCAACCAUGAGAGGCGUGUGCGAUACGCGCGGGAGAUUAUGCAGAAAGAGCUGCUCCCUCAUAUCUCACAGAGCGAGGGCAGCGAGACGCGCAAGGCGUUUUUCCUGGGCUACAUGGUGCACCGACUCCUACAGUGUGCGCUGGGCCGCCGUGAUGUUGAUGAUCGUGACCACUUUGGAAAGAAGCGUCUUGAUCUGGCUGGUCCGCUGCUGGCGAACUUGUUCCGUGUUCUUUUCACUCGCGUUACUCGAGACCUGCAGCGCUACGUGCAGCGGUGUGUUGAGACGAACCGUGAAAUCUACUUGAAUAUCGGUAUCAAGGCCAGCACAUUGACCGGCGGUCUGAAGUAUGCUCUUGCGACCGGCAACUGGGGAGAGCAGAAGAAGGCUGCCAGCGCCAAAGCCGGUGUGUCCCAGGUGCUCAGUCGCUACACUUAUGCGUCUACUUUGUCACAUUUGCGCCGCACCAAUACCCCCAUCGGCCGAGACGGCAAGAUCGCCAAACCGCGUCAGCUCCACAAUACUCACUGGGGUUUGGUGUGUCCCGCCGAAACGCCCGAAGGUCAGGCUUGUGGUCUUGUCAAGAAUUUGGCACUCAUGUGCUACAUCACUGUUGGUACGCCUAGCGAGCCAAUCAUCGACUUCAUGAUUCAACGCAACAUGGAAGUCUUGGAAGAAUUCGAGCCCCAAGUGACGCCCAACGCUACCAAGGUGUUUGUUAAUGGUGUCUGGGUUGGUAUCCACCGCGAUCCGUCACAUCUCGUCAACACCAUGUUGUCGCUGCGCCGACGGAACAUGAUCUCCCACGAAGUCAGCUUGAUUCGGGAUAUUCGUGAGCGCGAAUUCAAGAUUUUCACCGACACUGGUCGUGUGUGCCGCCCACUUUUUGUCAUUGACAACGACCCCAAGAGUGAAAAUGCCGGAUCGCUGGUCUUGAACAAGGAGCACAUCCGGAAGCUGGAGCAAGACAAGGAUUUGCCACCUGAUAUGGAUCCAGAAGACCGCCGGGAGCGCUACUUCGGUUGGGAUGGCCUGGUGCGGUCGGGUGUGGUGGAGUAUGUGGACGCCGAGGAAGAAGAGACGAUCAUGAUCGUGAUGACACCCGAGGAUCUUGAGAUCUCCAAGCAACUUCAGGCAGGCUACGCCCUGCCCGAAGAAGAAACCAACGACCCCAAUAAGCGUGUCCGCUCGAUCCUGAGCCAGCGGGCGCACACAUGGACACACUGCGAGAUUCAUCCCAGCAUGAUCUUGGGUGUUUGCGCCAGUAUCAUUCCGUUCCCCGACCACAACCAGUCGCCCCGUAACACUUACCAAUCUGCUAUGGGUAAACAAGCGAUGGGAGUGUUCCUGACAAACUUUAACCAGCGUAUGGAGACGAUGGCGAAUAUCCUCUAUUAUCCUCAGAAGCCGCUGGCCACGACGCGAUCGAUGGAGUUCUUGCGAUUCCGCGAGCUGCCGGCCGGUCAGAAUGCCAUCGUGGCCAUUGCCACUUACUCGGGCUACAACCAGGAAGAUUCGGUCAUUAUGAACCAGAGCAGCAUUGAUCGCGGUCUGUUCCGCAGUUUGUUCUACCGCACUUACACGGACUCGGAGAAGAUGGUUGGCCUGACGGUGGUGGAGCGCUUUGAGAAGCCGAUGCGGUCCGACACCAUCGGAAUGCGCAAGGGUACUUAUGACAAGAUUGACGAUGAUGGUAUCAUUGCUCCCGGUGUGAGAGUGUCUGGAGAAGAUAUUAUCAUUGGCAAGACCGCCCCCUUGGCGCCUGAAGCGGAGGAGCUUGGCCAACGUACCAAGUCCCACACCAAACUGGACGUGUCGACGCCGCUGCGCAGCACCGAGAGCGGUAUUGUGGACCAGGUGUUGAUUUCGACCAGCAAUGACGACCUCAAGUUUGUCAAAGUGCGUAUGCGCACAACCAAGGUGCCCCAGAUCGGUGACAAGUUUGCCUCGCGCCACGGACAGAAGGGUACGAUUGGUAUCACCUACCGACAGGAGGACAUGCCGUUCACGCGGGAGGGUGUGGUUCCCGACCUAAUUAUCAACCCGCACGCCAUUCCAUCGCGUAUGACCAUCGCCCACUUGAUCGAAUGUCAGCUCAGCAAGGUGUCUGCGCUACGCGGGUUUGAGGGCGAUGCGACCCCGUUCACCGAUGUGACGGUGGACUCGAUCUCGCGGCUGCUGCGUGAGCACGGAUACCAGUCACGCGGGUUCGAAGUCAUGUACAACGGCCACACGGGCCGCAAACUGGUGGCGCAGGUGUUCCUGGGUCCGACGUACUACCAGCGCCUGAGGCACAUGGUCGACGAUAAGAUCCACGCUCGUGCGCGUGGACCGACCCAGAUUCUGACCCGGCAGCCUGUCGAGGGUCGUGCGCGUGACGGUGGCCUGCGCUUUGGAGAAAUGGAGCGCGAUUGCAUGAUCGCCCACGGCGCCAGCGCCUUCCUGAAGGAGCGUCUGUUCGACGUGUCGGAUCCGUUCCGUGUGCACAUCUGCGACGACUGCGGGUUGAUGACCCCUGUUGCAAAACUGAAGAAGGGCCUCUUCGAGUGCCGCCUGUGCAACAACAAACACCGCAUCUCGCAAGUGCACAUCCCGUACGCCGCCAAGCUUCUGUUCCAAGAGCUGGCCUCGAUGAACAUUGCCGCGAGGAUGUUUACCAAUCGCUCCGGGGUUUCUGUGCGGUGA